Protomyces lactucae-debilis is the source of this 1476-nucleotide messenger RNA. RefSeq names its product vacuolar Ca/H(+) exchanger. The record is from RefSeq and is a predicted model, not a curated record. The coding region runs from base 68 to 1300 and encodes 410 amino acids. Gene Ontology annotation, cellular component: fungal-type vacuole membrane. The transcript is spliced from 2 exons. NCBI's taxonomy places the organism in Eukaryota, Fungi, Ascomycota, Taphrinomycetes, Taphrinales, Protomycetaceae. Gene Ontology annotation, biological process: calcium ion transmembrane transport; intracellular calcium ion homeostasis. Gene Ontology annotation, molecular function: calcium:proton antiporter activity.
GCCAACCCUCCAACACCAACAAACACAGCGCUGCAGCCAGUCCAGCGCACCAGCAGCAGCAGCAAAUAUGCUCUCCCUCAAGACAUCCAAGAGCCGCACAGCAUCCAGCGGCAUGCACAGGCGCACCAGCGAUGCAGUCGCCGGAGACGAGCGAUCUCAUCUGCUCAGCGGGCAUCACCGUGAUGACGGUGCCUCAAGCUCUUUCAUGGGCAAGCUCAAGCAGGCUACUAAGGCCAUUCUUUUCCAAAACUACGUCAACGUGCUGCUCGUCUUUGUCCCUCUCGGGAUCUUGUCUGAGGUUCUCCACUGGGGCCCGGUUGCGCGCUUCACCCUCAAUUUCCUCGCCAUCGUGCCACUUGCAUCGCUCCUCUCUUUCGCUACCGAAGAGUUGGCACUCAAAGUGGGUCAGACACUUGGCGGACUGCUCAAUGCAAGUUUCGGUAAUGCAGUUGAGCUGAUUGUCUCGGUUAUCGCUUUGACCAAAGGCCAGCUGCGUAUCGUGCAGGCUUCCAUGCUCGGUUCCAUCCUUUCCAAUAUCCUGCUUGUUCUUGGCAUGUGCUUUGUCGGCGGAGGUAUCUAUUACAAGGAACAAGAGUUCAACAUGACCGUGGCGCAGACCAUGUCCUCCCUUAUGGCGCUAGGCACUUCUUCACUGUUGCUGCCAGCUGCAUUCAACCUAGCUCUUCCAGCAUCCAAGCACCUCGAUGCCGAGACUUUGGCACUCUCCCGUGGUACAUCCAUCAUCCUCCUUGUCAUCUAUGCGCUGUACCUCGUGUUUCAGCUCAAGACGCAUGCCGAGCUGUUUGAGGCAGAAAAUGACGACGAAGCUGACGCGCAAAUUUCUCCUUGGACUGCAGCUGGUUUGCUGCUUGUUGUCACUGUCAUUGUGUCUUUCUGCGCCGAUAUUCUCGUUGGCAGCAUCGACGAACUCGUCGAGAGCACUGGAAUCAGCAAAACCUUUGUUGGAUUGAUCCUUAUUCCGAUCGUUGGCAAUGCUGCAGAGCAUGUGACUGCAGUGGUAGUGACAAUGAAGAACAAGGUUGACUUGGCCAUCGGCGUGUCACUCGGCAGUGCAAUCCAAAUCUCCAUCUUCAUGACUCCCAUGCUUGUCCUGAUCGGAUGGGCUAUGGGUCAGCCUCUAUCUCUCUACUUCUUGCCCUUCGAGACCAUCUGCUUGUUUGUCAGCGUCAUCGUGGUCAAUUCGACGAUCCAAGACGGCAAAUCAAAUUGGAUGGAGGGAGCUCAGCUGUUGGCCAUCUACGCUAUCAUUGCCAUUGGUUUCUACGUCUACCCAUCAUAAGCGCUUCGUGCUCCGGCAGCAAACGCUCUUUGGUCGAACAACGAUCUCUUCGACUUCCCCUGACCACGACAUGGAGCAGUCUCCCGUGUACAAUUGUCAUACAAUACCUUGAAGACUUUUUAGUAGUAAUGGAUUAUCAAGCAAUUCGAUCUUUAGUAGUAAUAGAUCAUCAAGCA